ACUACUCCGCAUCAUUUACUCAUGUAUCAAACGAUGGUGUGCGCUGGCGAUUGACCAUAGUUGGGUUUAGUAUCCGCUCUUAGGAUACGCAUAUAUGUAUACCUUUUUUUUUUUAAACCAGUAGAUAUAUCCUGAUGCCGUUGAGACAGUAAACAAGCUACUUUGUCCAGAGACAGCCGCACAACACCCUGGAAAUGGAAAGGGGUCUACGUCGAGUCCUCAGACGCUCCACCUCAACUUUGCUAGUUAUGUGCCUAACAUGUGUGCCUAUAUCAUCGCCAUUAUCGACAUUACUACCUGCCUACUUUACCCUUCUUAGCCGCACCCCAGGUCCCCUAGGCGACGUAGAAGGCUCCUCCGUUAUAUCGCCAUGUCGCCCGAACACCUUAGAACACACAUCCGUAUUUUCUUCGCCUGAGGUGGUUCAGCGAUAAACCAAAGCGGCGCGUGAUGCCGCCCGAGAGAA
This is a messenger RNA of Durotheca rogersii, 466 nucleotides long. RefSeq lists its product as uncharacterized. The transcript has a single exon. Bases 195 to 434 code for a protein of 79 amino acids. Lineage: Eukaryota; Fungi; Ascomycota; Sordariomycetes; Xylariales; Xylariaceae. The record is from RefSeq and is a predicted model, not a curated record.